GGAUCCGUGGAUCCUCCGAAGCUGGAUGGCUGCGAAGCGAAGCGUCCCCUGUGGGCUGCCAGUGUGGGUGGCCGUAGCCCUGAGGAUGUUCUCCCUUUUCCCUUUCCUAGGGGAAGAGAGGACGGCCCCGUAGAUCCCGCCCAGCUCCUGCCUGCUCCGCCUGGACCAAGAGGACGGACCGUGACCAGCCACGAUGAGAGCUCCGGCCCUCGCCUGAUCCCUUUCCUGCUCAUAAAAAUGAUCAACAAGUCUCGAGGGAAGAUACUCGGGGUGCUGGCGCUGUUUCUGGUGAUGGUUUGGUACUCGAUCUACCGGGAAGACAGCUUUUAUUUCCCCGUCCAAGAAAACAAGACGACGUGUCCCCUUGGGGAGGUGGAAAAGAAAGCAGCGCAGCUCAUCGGGAACUACACGAGAGACCACCCGCUCUUCCUGCAGCUGAAGGACUAUUUUUGGGUGAAGACGCCGUCGCUCUAUGAGCUGCCCUAUGGCACCAAGGGAAGUGAAGAUGUCCUCCUGCGCUUGCUGUCCAUCACCCACUACUCCCUGCCCGAGAGCAUCCAGAGCCUCAAGUGCCGGAGGUGUGCGGUGGUGGGCAACGGCCACCGGCUCCGCAACAGCUCCAUGGGCGACACCAUCAACACCUACGACGUCGUGAUCAGGCUGAACAACGCCCCGGUCCAUGGUUAUGAGCAGGACGUGGGCUCCAAGACCACCAUGCGCCUCUUCUACCCGGAGUCAGCCCACUUCGACCCCCAGACGGAGAACAACCCCGACACGCUGCUGGUGCUGGUGCCCUUCAAGCCCAUGGACUUCCAGUGGAUGGAGGCCAUCCUCAACGACAAGAAGAGGGUUCGGAAAGGGUUUUGGAAGCAGCCCCCGUUGAUCUGGGACGCCAACCCGGAGCAAGUGCGAAUCCUCAACCCUUACUACAUGGAAGUAACUGCUGCUAAAGUGCUCAACCUCCCCAUGAAGCAACCACGGAAGGUCAAACAGAAGCCCACCACGGGGCUCCUGGCCAUCACCCUGGCGCUGCACUUCUGCGACCUGGUGCACAUCGCGGGCUUCGGCUACCCCGACUCGGGCAACAAGAAGCAAACCAUCCACUACUAUGAACAGGUCACGCUCAAGUCCAUGGCUGCGUCGGAGCACAACGUGUCGCACGAGGCCGUGGCCAUCAAGCGGAUGCUGGAGCUGGGACUGGUCAGGAACCUCACCUACUUCUGAGGGCGGCAGGGACGUCAUCCCCGCUGCGAGGGGACACAGCGCCUGCCGUGAGGGGACACGGCGAGGGCAGAGCGUCCUGGUCACCGAGGGCAGAUUGUCCUGGUCACCGAGGGCAGAGUGUCCUGGUCACUGCCGUCACCGUGCCCCGGGAUGGCCGGAGCCAGCAGGGCCGGGGGCCGCGCUGGGCCGCAGGUUCCCGGGGCAGGGGCAGCUCUAGGGGGGCGCAGGGAGCCCCCGGCACCUUUUCUACCAACGCACUGAAGCUACCAAGGACUUGGAGGGGACUUUAGGGGCGGGGGGUCCUCCCUCCCAGCGGGCCUGUGGGGGCGAGGCGGGGCAGGAGCCCUUGCCUUGGACUUUCUCUUUCCCUUAAUUCCCUCAUCACUCGGACGAGGGCCCUGCCAAGGGGCUGAUCUUGGGGGUCCCGGGACCCUCCCCACAGGGAAUGGGAGCCUUUGGGGGCCCACGUUGCCUCCUCCCUCCCCUGGACCCCCUCCCAGAUAUUUAAUUUCCCCCCUCCCCUUUUUUUUUUAAUUUCCUUUUUACUCGGCAGCCCCGUCCUGUGCCUUAGCGCUGGCGCGGGGGCUCGUCCCCGCAGCCCCCCCGGGUGGGGGCACCCAGGGGUGCUUGGCCUCGGGGUCUGCCGGGGCCCUUUGGGGGUGCAGAUUAAUUUAAUUAAUUUAAAUGCUUAUUUAUGGUGGAGCCUUCACCUGGGGCCCAUGUGCCACUGGUGUCAGGGACAAGGGGCCUUGGGUGGGGGGCCGGCAGGGUGCUCGGCUCCAGGAGGUGGAUGUUGGGGGUGUCCAACGUCCUCCUAUGGAGGGGUCGACCGGUGCCUUCUCCCUGCUGCUGUAGGGUCCCCUGUGGGGCCGUGGGUGUCAGGGGAACCAAUGGAUGGGGGUGUUGGGGCUCAUGCUGGCACCCAAUA
Molecule: messenger RNA, 2152 nt
Organism: Empidonax traillii (willow flycatcher)
Lineage: Eukaryota; Metazoa; Chordata; Aves; Passeriformes; Tyrannidae
Gene: ST3GAL4
Product: ST3 beta-galactoside alpha-2,3-sialyltransferase 4
Exons: 11
Coding region: 238-1224 (328 amino acids)
Biological process (GO): glycolipid biosynthetic process
Molecular function (GO): sialyltransferase activity
Source: RefSeq, a predicted model, not a curated record